AUGUCCGGCGGCGUACGAUCUUCUCCGGGUCCUUCUCAGCCGCCGCCGCCGCCACCGCACAAUCCGCCGUCAUCCCCGUCCCCGGCAGCAUCUGUGCCGGUGGUACCACCCAUACGUCGACACUUAGCGUUCGCCUCAACAAAACCGCCGUUCCACCCCUCGGAUGACUACCAUCGAUUUACCCCUUAUUCCCUCACUAACAAUGAUAGAAGCCUUGUUAAUGUCUGCGGAGUCGUAGAUCGGGAGGAGGACGCCGUCGUUGUUAGAUCUCCUUCACGGAAGAGGAAGUCGACGAUGGAUGUGGUCACCGCUUCAUCUAACAAUGGAUUCACGAGUUCUGGCUUCAGUAGCAUACCCAGCAGUCCAUGUCAAACUCCAGUUUCAGGGAAAGGAGGCAGAGUCAACAUCAGGUCAAAUGCCAAAGGAAACAAGUCAAUUCCACAAACGCCCAUCUCAAAUGCUGGUAAGGAGUUCUUUAUCCCUGGAGUUCUUGAAUGUGUAAAGCAACUAAUAGGUCAAAGAGCUGAUUAUCUUCUUGAUACAGCUGUAGGUUCUCCUGCUACACUAACUCCAUCUGGAAGUUGCCGUUAUGACAGUUCUUUAGGUCUCCUUACAAAAAAGUUCGUGAAUCUAAUUAAACAAGCCAAAGAUGGAAUGCUGGACCUGAACAAGGCUGCAGAGACAUUGGAGGUGCAGAAACGGCGUAUAUAUGAUAUCACAAACGUUCUGGAAGGGAUUGAUCUCAUUGAAAAGCCUUUGAAGAACCGAAUACUUUGGAAGGGAGUUGAUGCUUCGGGGCCUGGCGAUGUGGAUGCUGACGUGUCUAGCUUACAGGUAGAAAUUGAAAACCUGUCUCUCGAGGAGCAAGCACUAGAUAACCAAAUCAGAGAAACGGAGGAAAGAUUAAGAGAUCUAAGCGAAAAUGAAAAGAACCAGAAAUGGCUUUUUGUAACUGAAGAGGAUAUCAAGAGUUUACCGGGUUUCCAGAACCAAACUCUGAUAGCCGUCAAAGCUCCUCAUGGCACAACUUUGGAAGUCCCUGAUCCAGAUGAAGCGGCUGAUUCCCCUCAAAGGAGAUACAGGAUCAUUCUUAGAAGUACAAUGGGACCUAUUGACGUAUACCUUGUCAGCGAGUUUGAGGGGAAGUUUGAAGACACAAAUGGGAGUGUUCCACCAGCAGCAUGCUUGCCUAUUGCUUCUUGCUCAGGAUCUACAGAAAACCACGACAUGGAAGCCAUGACUGUUAAUAAUAACACAGAAACUGCCAUUGAACAUCAGUUGUCACAGGGACAUCCACAUUCUCAGCCUGGAGACACCGCUGACCUAAAUUAUUUGCAAGAGCAAGUAGGAGGGAUGCUUAAGAUUACUGCCUCCGAAGUCGAAAAUGAUGAUACGGACUACUGGCUUCUCUCCAAUGCUGAAAUUAGCAUGACGGAUAUUUGGAAAACCGACUCUGGUAUCGAUUGGGAUUAUGGAAUAGCUGAUGUGAGUACUCCACCACCAGUAAUGGGUGAAAUAGCCCCAACCUCUGUUGACUCAACACCUAGAUGA
Thlaspi arvense is the source of this 1551-nucleotide messenger RNA. Lineage: Eukaryota; Viridiplantae; Streptophyta; Magnoliopsida; Brassicales; Brassicaceae. The record is from the annotation of a GenBank genome assembly.